AUGAUGUCACACUCAGUCCUGCACUCCUUCACCAACCUGCUGCCUGUUUAUUUGAAUUUUCCACCCGAGGAGCCUGUCGCCAGAAGCAACGGGGAAUUUACCUCACUGAAUUCUUCUCUCAGUUCCCUUGACAACUUUGACACGGCUGUUUCCCUUCCAGCAUCAGCAGCUAGGGAGGAUGAGGGAAUUGCUUUGACUGAGUCAUCAGCAUCACAGGAUCAGAAAACCAGGAGUGAAGCAGAGGAGUUGAGCCAGUGGCAGUGGGAGUUCAGGGGUCAGAUCAGAGCAGUGAGGCAAUGGCUCAACAGUAUGGAGAUGAUGCUGCCAUCUCUGGACCCCAGGCUCCAAAAUGACGGACAGUCAAGUUCAGAACAAGAUUGUAGUUUAGACAGGUGGAGGGUAACUAAAACUCCACUAGCACUCAGGGAUGCUUCCACAAAUUCUGAAAUGAUUCUUCAGAACCUGGACGCUUUGGUUGCGUGGGUCAGUGAGAUAGAGGAGCUCACAACCAAUCAGAAACCUCCAUCCUCAGAAGUCAAAGUGGUGAAGGCACAACUUCAAGAACAGAAGCUCCUGCUACGUCUCCUGACUGACCGUAGGCGUAGUAUGGAUUCUGUGAUGGUCGAGGGCCCACGGCUAGUGGAGGCCCACCCAGGAGAAGAAGGGGAGCGGGCAAAGGUCAAGCUCAACACUCUUCAACAGAAGUGGGAGGCCCUACAGCUAGAGGCGGAGAAGAGGAGGGAAUGUUUGGAGCUCAUUCUUCCCAAAGCCCAGCGGUUUCAAGAACAAGCAGACAGCUUGCAGCAGUGGCUCAUAUCUAAAGAACAAACAUUAGCAGAGCUGAGGAAAGCAGAAAGAGCAAUGCUGCAUUUGUCAGAUGCUACAGUUAAGGCCAAGGCUGUUGUGGAAGAGAUUCAAGUUCAAAUGGCUGAACUUGAAAAAGUAAAGAUGUCAGGUGUAAUUUUGAUGGAAGCAGUCUCAGUGGAAGAAGCACAACAGGUACAAGAGAAGAUGGAUGCACUCCGUAUCCGUUGCUCUGUGCUCAACCUGAGCAGCAUGGAUGUUCUACAGAGGCUUGAACAGGCCCUAGAAGCUUCUAGCCGCUGCACGUCAAGUCAGGAGGACCUCCACCUGUGGCUGGGCCGCAUUGAGAGGGAGCUGUUAGGAGCAGCAGGAGGCCCAACGCAUGUAGGAGAUGCAGUACAAUGUGCAGCUGAGAAAGAAAGGUUGCAACAGGCUGUGGUAAAGGAGUUGGCUUGGUUCAAAGACACCGCACACAAUCUUGAAAAGCUUAAAACAAUUGAUCUGGACCCAAAGAUGAUAGCAGAACAACUCAGUGAACAGAAGAUUUUAGCAGUAGAGAUCCUUCAACAUAAAUUCAACAUUGAGAAGAUGGUCAAGAUUGCUGAAAUCUUGAUGACUUACAAUGAUGAAGGAGCAGCCGGAGAUCUUCAGGUGCCCCUAGAGGCUCUGCAGGAACAGUGUAACACCACCUCAGCUACAAAUGCCCAUGUGGUCCUCCAGCUGGAGCAUGCCCAGUCGCUUCUUUCCCAGUUCUCGGAGGGCCUGGCUGAGAUAUCGCCAUGGCUGGAAGAAACUCAGAACCUUAUUGGUCAACUCUCCCUGGGCACAAUUAGUUAUGAAGCAUUUCGGGAACAACAGGACCUCUUACAGGGUCUCAGAGAGUCUAUUGCAGAACAUCGACCUUUGAUCGCACGCCAAGGUGUUCUAGCUAAACGGUUGUCAGAACUGAACCCUGUUCAGGGUGAACACUUCAUUCAAAAAGCAACAGAGGCUGAGGAGCAACACAAAUCCAUCAGAGAAUGUGUCAAAGAAAGUGCUAAUCUCCUUGAGGAGUCCUUACCACGGUUCACACAACUGAAUGAAAGGAUGACUCUUAUCAGGGAGAGUCUUGACCGCCUUUGCAGUCGCAUGCAGACACCCACCUCUCUUCAAGGUCUCACACCAAGGAUCAAGGAACAGCUGCAAGACAACAAACAAGCAAUUAUUGAGCUCUCCAAGCUGGAGCUGGGUCUCAACAGUGUCAAAGGGCAGGCAGACGAACUGCUGGCAAACACUCAGGCAGCAGGAGACAAUUCAAUUGGCACAACGAUUCAGGGUCAAGUGUCCAGCCUGUCCCAGAUGUGGGAUGAAACUUAUAAACAGGCUCAGGAGAGAGAGCGCUGGUUGUUGAAGCUUCUAGAUCUCGCCUUGAAGUAUUGGAGUGAUGUCACUGAAAUGACAAGUGCCCUUAAUGAUGCUCAGCAGGCCAUUUUGGAUCUCAAUGCAUGUCUCACAGAUUCUGAAACAAUCCACCAAAGCCUUGAAAGCAUGCAGUCUCUUAGGGAGGAUAUAGACAGCUUGCAAGGAGACUUGGACAUUCUUGGUGUUCUAGGAAUGGACUUAAUGGUAGCAUGUGGUGAUACAGAAAAACCAGAAAUCACAAAGAGCAUGGAUGAACUUUAUUGCACAUGGAACAACUUGAGCAAACUUUGGAGUGACUCUCACAAGAAGAUAGAGGAAUCGUUGCAGAUGGCACUUCAUUAUCAAGAUACCAUGCAGGGCCUGUUUGAGUGGUUAAAGUCAGCUGAGUUGAAAUCAACAGAGGAGUUUAUUGUGGGAACUGACCUGGAAGCUGUCAAAGAGCAGCUAUGUGAACUUAAGGAAUUUAAGCGAGAACUGUACCAAAGGAAGAUUGAGAUUGAGAGUCUAAACCACCGCUUUGUGUGCCGAUUGUCUCCGGGCUCAGAACGUCCAGGAUCAUCAUCUCCACUGAGUGACUUUAGACAGCGAUGGGACAGUCUUGAGUCCGAGACUGUGAACAGACAGCAUAGGUUAGAGUGUGCUCUGCUGGGUCUGGGUCAGUUCCAAAAUACUCUAGAUGAGCUGCAGACAUGGCUUUCCAGAACAGCUGAACAACUGCAUGGCAACCAGCCAAUCAGCAUGGACCUGCAAACAUGUGAAAUAGAGCUAGCAAAGCACAAGGUGUUGCGCAAUGAUGUGAUGUCUCAUGUGCGUACCAUUGAGUCCCUCAACCAGGCAGGCAGGAGACUUCUGGAAGCUGGGUCUGGGGACAGCGCACAUGGUCUGCAGUCUCAGUUGGAAGAAGUGAAUGAAAGUUGGGAGUUUGUUCGCUGUGAGACGGAGCGCAGGCAGCUGGAACUAGAGAACAGACUAAGUCAGGUGCAAGAUGUUACCAUGGAGAUUCAGGAUCUUAUACAGUGGCUGGAAAACACAGACUUGAAGCUCUCCUCAUCUAAAACCAUAUGGGGCAUGCCAGAUUCUGCAAAUGAAAGGCUAAAUAUACAUUUGGAGCUAUGUAAUGAGAUGGAAUCUAAAGUACAAGGCUACACAAAUGUGAGGAAUGCCAUUCAUGGGAUGUUGGAGCGAGGAGACCUUGUGCGGGGGUCAAGCACUGAGCACAGCUUGUCCAUACUUGAACAAAAGUGGACAUCUGUUUACAGCAAAGUCCAAGAGCGAAAAGCUAAGCUUACAGAAGGGUUGAGUCUGGCCAAAGAGUUCCACAGCAGUGUCCAAGAACUUUUAAAAAAGAUGAACGAGUGUGAAGAGUCAAUGAUGGACCUGCCUGCUUCAAGUUUCGUUUUGGAAACAGUUUCCACACAGCUGCAAGAACAUAAGAUCCUACUGAAUGAGUUAAAUGGCUACAAUGAAAAGAAGACCUUAGUGGAGAAUACAGGAUGUAGACUAACAGAGCUGAGCAGGAAGGAAGACCGUGAUGUUAUUCAUAACCUAAUAAUGACGGUUCAGGAGAGAUACAAGAAGCUCCUGCAGCGGGUGUCAGAGAGAGGCAGGAUGCUAGAGGAUGUUAAAAAACACGUCAAACAGUUUGUUGAAUCUUGGCGCCUCCUUGUCGACUGGAUGACAGAAGUUGAACAAACUCUGGAUACACAUAAGGAGAUUGGAGCUUCUCAUGAGCAGAUAAAACAACAGCUCGUGGAACAGAAGGAGUUUCAGAAACUGCUGAGAUCAAAAAGGCCCAUGUAUGAUGCCACUACGAAGAAUGGACGCAGCCUCUACGAAAGGGCUCACAGCAGCCAUGACAGGCAGCAUCUGGAAAACCUGCUGGCCGAACUCAAAGACACCUGGGAUACCAUUAGUGGAAAGUCUGUCGAGAGACAACAUAAGCUGGAGGAAGCACUGCUGUUCUCAGGGAGAUUCACUGAUGCUAUGCAUGCACUAAAUGAUUGGUUGUACAGAGCUGAGCCCCAUCUUGCAGAGGAUGUCCCUGUUGGUGGAGACAAAGACAUAGUUAUCAGUCUCAUAGACAAACAUAAGGCCUUCCAGAAGGAGUUGGGGAAACGAGCAGGAUGCAUAAGGACCCUAAAACGCUCUGUAAGGGAUCUGACCAGAAGCAGCACUGCAGAUGCUCACUGGCUGCAGGAGCAGAUGGAGGAACUGGAGGGUCGCUGGGAUGAUGUGUGCAGACUGUCAGUGAGCAAACAGGACAGGCUAGAGGCUGCAUUACAGCAGGCAAUGAAGUUUGAUGGUCUUGUUCACUCUUUCAUGGAGAGGCUCACAGAAGCAGAGAGGAUCCUAAAAUAUGGAGUCAUUCCAGAGGAAGAGGAACAUUUGCGUUCCUUCCAGAAACAGCACGAGGACUCUCUGCGUGCCUUGCACACUCAAGCUGUGGAACUGGAGAACAUCCAAAAUCUGGGUGAGGAGAUCCUGGCUUCCUGUCAUCCAGAUUCAAUAAUAACCCUCAAAUCUUGGAUUAGUGUCACAAAGACUCGCUAUGAGGAGGUUCAGACAUGGGCCCAACAGCAGGGUGAGAAGAUCCGCGCCAGCUUGGCAUCACUGGAAGCAGAAAAAGAAGAAGUCCAGAGGCUUUUGGACUGGAUCUCAUCAGCAGAGGAGUCUCUCACCCUCAGAGAGGAAGAGCCUCUGUCCGAGACAACAGAGCAGAACCAGGAACUCAUUGAGCAGCACAUGGUAUUUAUGGAGGAAAUGAAGAAAAAAUUCCCAGAGAUCGAAAAUGCCACAAAAUCCUGCAAGCACAAGAUCAUUCCUAAGCAUCAAGCUUCCCCCAUUAAGAGGACAUUUGCAAAGAGGAGGAGCACUAUGAAGCUGCCACCUGUCACACCAGUCCCCUUAGAGCACCUUGACCCUCAGACCCCAGAGCUCAUUCAGCUCGUCAGUCAGUGGCAGAAACUUUGGCACAUGGCUGUGGCGAGACAGAAUCGCUUGGAACAACACCAGCAGAUGCUCAGAGAGAUGGAGGAAUUUGCCAACUUUGACUUCAAUAUCUGGCGAAAGCGAUAUAAUCAAUGGAUCAGUCAUCUGAAGUCCCGGAUUUUAGACGUGUUCCGUAGCAUUGACCGAGAUCAGGAUGGGCGUGUUACCCGGAAGGAGUUCAUUGAUUACGUCCUUGCGUCAACGUUUCCAAGCAGCUCUCUGGAGAUGAAUGCCGUAGCAAACAUUUUUGACUUGAACAACGAUGGUUUCAUUGACUACUACGAGUUUGUGAGUGCGCUCCAUCCAAGCAGAGACCCCUAUAGGAAAACACUGGACGCAGAUCAAAUUAAUGAAGAGGUGAGUCGACAGGUAUCACAGUGUAGUUGCCCCAAGAGAUUCCAGGUGGAGCAAAUAAGUGCCAAUAGAUACAGGUUUGGAGAUUCCCAGCAGCUUCGGAUGGUUCGAAUCCUGCGGAGCACGUUGAUGGUUCGGGUUGGAGGAGGCUGGACAGCUCUGGAUGAGUUUCUGGUGAAGAAUGAUCCCUGCAGAGUUAAGGGUCGAACCAACUUGAAGAUCAAGGAGAAGUAUUUGUCACCAACAGGAAGCACCACUAAGGGUUUGACCGUGAGCAGGUCCAACUCCAGCCUCAGCCUCUACAGCAGUGCCUCUGCCCCCACCAGCCCCAUGACACGCAAGGCAUUACUCCGUCGAAGUUUCUCAGGUGACCGAUGCAUUCGUCCUCGGAGCUCUAUUGCUGCCCUGGAGUCUGAACUGCAGUUUGUCACAGCAGGGGAGGACAACUCCCCCUCAGAUGAAGCUGAGAGGUUGCCGACAUGACACCCUCUGUUUCUGCAUGACUGCACCACCAAAACAGAGAUUCGGAGCAGGAGAACGCUUCCUAAGGAGAAAGGAAAAGCAAAUCAUGACAUCGGAAAAAAAACGCUGGCUUACAGAUGAAGCAGAAAUAAAAUAAUGAUCCAGAAAGUGAUGAUGAACAGGCUGCUGUAGGUAAUCUGUAAGGUAUUUGUGCGGAUGGAGAGUUCAUUCAGGGAAAAACUAAAGCCUUUUCCCCUUGCAUUUUAUAUAUUAACCAUUACACAGCAAGUAGAAAGUUCUGCAUAGACAAUAGCUGCAUGGUAGCCAGAGUCUUCCUUUAUUCAGUGCUACUUUUUAUUAUUAUUAUUUUUUUUUUCUAUUUCACUCUUUUGUCUUUGUAAAAUAAGCUAAGACAGACAGUAGUGAAUUAGCACAGCGAUUUGCCAAAUCUAUAAAAUGAAUUAAAAAGCAAGAACUCAGCCUGGGGUGAUGUUUUACGGUUUGCUUCUCUGAUUGUCCAAAUGAAACAGAAGUGCUGGGAUAAUAAAUUGGCCCAUAUAGACUUACUUUACAUUUUGAUGUUUUAGUACAUCAAUUUCAUAAAAACAAUUAACACACAUAAGCAGAUGGUGGGUUCUUUUAUUAAUGGCAAAAGCUAUGUAAACCAACUUGGUUGCAUAAAGGUCUGUUACCCAGUAAACCUAUUAGUUCUGCCACCUUUAAAAGCAUCCACUACCGUCUGUAUCCAAAUGACGUAAUGAGCCUUUUACACGAAUGUUUAGGAAUUUGAUCCCAUUCUUUAAAAAAAAAAAUCUUACUGUUGUUUGCUUGAGUCCCAAAGUUUUAGUGUGAUUAAUCAACAUUUUUUUCAUAAUGAUAGAUGUCAUUUGCUUUGUUUUUCAUCUUUUCUCAAAUUCCUUAUCAUUGACACAUUUUUAGAUUUGUUAACGUGCUUUAACAGUUACAGAUUUUAAAGGUCUGAAAGUUAUCAGCCCUGUUUAUGGUAAAAAUAAAUAAAUAAUAAUUAAUGUAAAAACAGUUAAUUAAUGAUCCAAUAAUUGCAUGUGUGGAGAAAGGGUUACUUUUUAACAUAUGGAAAAGAUUUUUUUCUGAUAGACAUUUACUCUUCAUAAAUGGAAUCCUAAUUUAAAUACAUUAGUGUUAACUACUGAUAAAUUUGUAUAAUGCAGGAAUAUCUUUGAGAUUAAAUAUUAACGACUGAUAAAUAAUAAUAAAAAAGCCUUGUAAAUGUCUGUAUGGGGCAAACACUUGUUCACAGCACUUACUGUAACAGCUACGCCAGGCUGUCCUCAAGUUUUAUAAUAAUCUUCGUGAUAUAAGAACAAUGUCGUUGGCAGGACCACAUUGUGAUUUCUUCUUAUACCUUUUUUACAUGUUUUCCAAUGAUUACGGUAUUUGUUUGUGUUUUUUACACUGGAGAUUGUGUGAUGAACAGGCCAAUGUUGAUUUGUAGAGAUUAUUUUCUCAGGAAUGGUGCUGCCUAUAGAUAGCAUUUCCUAAGAGUUUCCUUUGAACAUUACUGUACAUGUAUACACUUGUUUCUUUACAACCCUGAACUUUCUAGACAAAGGUUUCCGGUUUAGGACAUUGUUCUCCUGAAAAUGCACUUUUUCUCAUGUAUCGCUGUACAUAUAAUGUUUUGCUCAGAAGCAAAUUUGGCAUUUGUUAUUGUACAACUAUGUUUGAUAGCAAGUGGGCCACAUGUACUAUAAACUAUUUUUGUUUUUUAAAAGCAUACGUUUUUAGUCAAAGUAAUGGUUCAAAUAAUUUAGUUCACUUAGAAAUAUUCCAAUCCCCUUUCUACUGUAAAAUGUCCAGGAAACUUGUAAUAAAUAUCCUUCAGGAUCACUAAUAAUCCUGAGGGACAUUUGGUUUGG
Molecule: messenger RNA, 7907 nt
Organism: Cyprinodon tularosa
Lineage: Eukaryota; Metazoa; Chordata; Actinopteri; Cyprinodontiformes; Cyprinodontidae
Gene: macf1b
Product: microtubule actin crosslinking factor 1b
Exons: 42
Coding region: 1-6030 (2009 amino acids)
Biological process (GO): wound healing; cytoplasmic microtubule organization; hemidesmosome assembly
Cellular component (GO): hemidesmosome; intermediate filament; cytoplasm
Molecular function (GO): calcium ion binding; structural molecule activity; microtubule binding
Source: RefSeq, a predicted model, not a curated record